This is a messenger RNA of Brassica napus (rape), 2246 nucleotides long. RefSeq lists its product as uncharacterized. Bases 580 to 2013 code for a protein of 477 amino acids. The record is from RefSeq and is a predicted model, not a curated record. NCBI's taxonomy places the organism in Eukaryota, Viridiplantae, Streptophyta, Magnoliopsida, Brassicales, Brassicaceae. The transcript is spliced from 2 exons.
GCUUCUUUUUUUCAGAUCUGAAAUCUCGUUUGCCAAACUCCGCCGCCGGUAUGUUAUUUCUCAUGUAUUAAGGCGUUUAGCCGCCGGAAAAACCCUAAAUAUUUUAGUAUUGAUUCUUCUUUUCCCUUCGAUUUGCAGAUCUGUAACGGCUUGGGGCCACAUCUUCUCCGACCAUAUCUUCUCGGACAAUAUAUUCUCCAACUGUAAGUCAUUCGUCUUUUGUUUAAAAGAUUUUGAGAUUGUUGUAGUCUUUUGCUGAAAGAUUACCCAGACGACUUCCAGGAAGUGAGAAGACUACUCAGACGACUUCCAGGAAGUGAGAAGACUACUUGGACGACUUCCAGGAAAGUCUUCUACUAUGUCUUACUCUCUGGACGACUUACAUGUAAGUCGUCCAGAGAGUAAGACAUAGUAGAAGACUUUCCUGGAAGUCGUCCAAGUAGUCUUCUCACUUCCUGGAAGUCGUCUGAGUAGUCUUCUCACUUCCUGUAAGUCGUCUGGAAGUCUUCUAUAGCAUUUAGCAUAGUGCGCAACCUAUGUGUUUGAGAUGGUUGUUUGUGAUUAUUUGCAGGCCUUUAAAUGGAUUUACCAGAAUUCCCGCCGAGGAUGUUUACAUUAGGAGAAGAGCCUGAUGCAAUCAGGAGCAUUUCGUAUCAUUCUGAUGACACGAAGUUGUUUAAAGCUCUAUGUGAUUGUCUCACAGCUGACGAAUAUGAGGAUCUGAAGGCGUCGAAGUUAGGAGUGUUCAUCAAAUUCAAGGAGCUUGACUUUGGUUGGACUUCAAGGCUGGUACAUUUUAUGCUCUCUUUCCAGCUAGACAUCAAGAAGAAGUUUGAGCUCUGGAGUCUUGUCGUUUCACAACCUGUGAGGUUUUCACUGAUAGAGUUUGAAUACCUCACUGAGCUGAACUGCGAUUACAUCAAGGACCUGGAAAAUCCAAGGUGUGAGGUUACGACGGAGAUGGCUGCUUUCUGGGAGAAGAUGGGUGUUGAUAUCGAUACUGGGCCAAGUAUUGAUCAGAUAACAGAAGCAUUUUACAACUGCGACGAGUGGUCUCGGGAUGAUCGCAUGCGGCUGGGAUACCUUGCCAUCUACGCAGGGUACAUCGAAGGGAAAAAGUUCUCAUCCGCUACAUCAGCUAGUCUUGCAAGGCUAGUGAUGGAUUUAGAAAAAUUUGAGAAUUAUCCAUGGGGGAGAGUGGCGUUUAAGGUGCUGAUGGAUUCUCUGAAGGCAAAAGACUUGACGCAAACUGGUUACACUGUUGAUGGGUUCAUACAAGUGCUCCAAGUGUGGGCGUACUAUGCUCUGCCAGAAUUGGGUGCUAAUUAUGGGUCUCCCGUACCAAACAGACCGUCUCCACUGUUGCUGGCUUACAAGGGUGGCAAAAGACAACGCAAAUUUUUUAAGGCUGCUAUCAAUAAACAGACUAUCGUGAAGAACUUCGUUCAGAAGGAUUUUGAUGAAAUGUUUCCAAAAUGGGACGGAGACGUAGAUGACCCUGCCGCGGAUAACAUAAUUAAAGUCAUGUUUAAUGAUCCUGGAUGGGAGUGGACCAUGGAAUGCUGGCCAGUCACCGGUACUCGCAAGGUUGUGAAGAUGGAAGUGAUUCCAGUGAAGAAUGAAGUGAGUCCCGUGAAGUCAGAGAGUGUUGUGAAAGAAGAAAGUAGCAGACCUCGGAAGAAAGCUCGUAAAGGGUCUUCUGUUUCUGCUGAGAAACCUGCGGCGGGUAGUGAAGGUCAGCAGAUUGAAAAGACCUUGAAGGACAUAUCUGAUGCCAUUAAUCUUGGCUUUGGGACGUGUCUUAAGGAGCUCAAGUUACUGGCGGAUAGGAUUGAAGCUGUGGAGAAGAAGGUGGGAAUCACCAACAGAGGGGGUUCAUCUGAUGAUCGUCAACUUACAACCACUUCAAAUCCACCAAAACCUGUUGACGAACCCGGGGUUAGUACCAAAACCUCUCCCAAAAUUGCAGAGAAGAGAGUCACUAGGCAAUGUGUUAGGAAGAGUCAGGACUGAUGUGAUUUGUUUCUUGUGUGCUUUGAUGAACAUGUGUGCUUUGUUUCUAGUGUGCUUUGAUGAACCACUGUAUGCCUUGAUUCUGAACAUGUGUGCUUUGUUUCUAGUGUGAAUUUGAUCUUUUGUUAAUAGUUUUUAAACACACUGUGAACUCGAAAUUGCAGAGUGAAAGUGUGAAUGGGGCGAAAGCAGGACAGAAGGAAGCCAAAGAACCGAGUCUUACUACAGAACCG